Rotaria socialis is the source of this 1740-nucleotide messenger RNA. The record is from the annotation of a GenBank genome assembly. NCBI's taxonomy places the organism in Eukaryota, Metazoa, Rotifera, Eurotatoria, Philodinida, Philodinidae.
AUGCAUUUUCAUAUUGAUACGGCUUUGAUAAAGAUGUUUUUAUUUAUUGCUUUUGUAUUUCUACAAAAUGCAGGAUUUCUAGCUGGACAAACAACAUGCAGAUUUGCCGACUUAUUUACUAUCGAUGAUCUUGUGUCUAAUCGGCAAGAUGCUAUACAUCGAUUUAAAAUGCAUAUGUGUUUGUGGGAAGGAAAGUUUGGUUAUGAUGUUGGAUAUAAUCAUGAAAUAGGCAUAACAUAUGAUGGCCAUAAAAUUGAUUACACAACAGGAGACUUACAUGAAAAUUUACAAUAUUGGACGGCAGCAUCAAAAGAAGCUCUUCAUAUUAAUAUGUUGUCAUUGUACUUGAUGGAUAAUGUCUAUGCACGACAAUUUUUUCGUAAUGCAUCACAAGAUGAUAUUGUAGACAUUUUAGAAAGAAAAAUUGCAUCCUAUAAUGAGUUCCAUCGACGUUAUCCUGGUUUUGGUGGCUUUUUACCUUGGUUUGCUGCUAAUGGAUCAGCAAUGAAUUUACUCAAUGGAUGGGAAACUAAAGUGCCUGGCCUUGACAAUGGACAAUUAAUAUGGAGCAUAAAAAUUUUAAUUGAAACUCUUAAAAGUAAAAAAUUAACAAGUUUAGUUGAUAAGUAUCAACAACGUAUUGAGCUUAUGACACAGACAAGUAUUCCCGUAUUUUAUGAAGCAGAAAGAGGUGGUAUUCGAUGUGAAUCUGGUAUAUUAGAUAUGUUUAAUGAAAGUCAAAUAACAGAUCCAAGAAAUUAUGUAACAAUGGGUCGUUGUUUAUUAGAUGACCCAUAUGAAGGUGAGUUAAUGGCCUAUUUUAUGGAUUUAUAUGCUCCUUGGACAUUAUAUGGUUAUACGAUGGAAGAACGUAAUCGUAUUUGGACAUAUAAACGUGAUCGUCUUGUCCGUGAUGAAUACAAUACAAGCACACAAUCAACAACUGUUACACAAAAACAAGUAACUGUUCAACGUGGCUUUUGGUUUUCAAGUCAUGAACAAUGGAAAUAUUUCUAUUUACCAUAUCGAGAUAUUGAUCUUCAAAAUCGUCUUUUUACAAAUGGAGAAAAAGUACGUGUAUAUCAUUCAGCUCAAAAUCGUAUACCAGGUUUGUAUGCUAGUGUUGCAUCGGAUGCUAAACCUGGUACUUAUCAAGUUGAUUAUUGGAGUGCAUGUGGUAUUCAACAGAUUGCUUUUCAAUCAAUUGAACAUGAAUCAGUUGUCACACCAUAUGCAAGUUUUCCUGUUAUAAUGGCUAAUGAAUCGAUAGGAUUAGCUUGGUAUUUAAAUAUGAUUCAGGGUCCAGCCAUGCAAAAUAUGUAUGGAAGUACCGAAGCAACUAAUAUCAAUGGUGAAGCUAUAUCACCAGUUAUAACAUGGGAUUCAAAAAUAACAACAGUUGUAGCUAUGCUCAGUUCUCAUUUAAUUGAUGUCACAAGGGCGAUUCUUCAACGAGAUCGAACUUAUGAUCGUUUUUAUAACAUAACUGAAUAUGAAUGGUCAAAAGUAUUCGGUUCGAAACCGUUGUUAGGUGAAGAUCUUCCAUGGUCAUUACCUUCAACUAAAAUUCCUCGUCCGAUCGAUGGUUUACCAGAUUUCACUCAAUGUCGUAAUACGUUGACUACUACAUCAUCAAUACCUAUUUCAACUGUAUCAGCCUCAUUAUCUGUCAUAAAUAAAUCCUGUCACGUUGUUGUCAUCAUUUUUCUUUUGUCCUUUCUCAUAUUUUUAUUGAAAUAA